This is a messenger RNA of Colius striatus (speckled mousebird), 1608 nucleotides long. It is a transcript of the gene POLR1D, whose product is annotated as RNA polymerase I and III subunit D. The transcript has 3 exons. Lineage: Eukaryota; Metazoa; Chordata; Aves; Coliiformes; Coliidae. The coding region runs from base 132 to 518 and encodes 128 amino acids. The record is from RefSeq and is a predicted model, not a curated record.
UCCGUGCCUGCCCCUGCCGCUCCGCUCCGCCCCGCGCUGGGCUGUGAGUGGGGCAUGGCGCCGGCUUUCGCGUGAGGAGCCAGGCCGCAAAGGGGGAGACGGGGCGCUGUCGCCCUCCCUCCUGCGCUGCCAUGGAGGAGGAUCCGGAGCUGGAGAGGAAGGCUGUGGAAGAGCUACUUAAAGAGGCAAAACGUGGGAGAACCAGAGCUGAAACAAUGGGAGCUAUGGGUUGGUUGAAAUGUCCUCUUGCUGGUACAAACAAAAGAUUUCUUAUUAAUACCAUCAAAAACACGUUACCGUCUCAAAAAGAACAAGAGCAAGAACGUGAGCAAAAGGAAGACAGUAAGGAGCCUGAGCCAAACAAAAGCAGGACAGAAGAAAAACCAAAGAAACGCAGAAUUCACCCAUACACACCCAGCUUUCAGUCCAGAAGGAGAGUCAGCUACUCUCCUCCGAGACAUCGAAACAGGAGCCAGCACACAAAGGAUAAGCAUGAAAAGCGAUCAAGCAAACGAUGAGGAGAGUGGUGAAUAUGUGUUGUUACAAGCCAGGAAUGUCAUUAAGUGUUGGACUGCAGCAAUGUCCCUGAUUUUCAGGAAAAGAUGUUCAAAAUUGAGUUUUGAACAGAGUUGCUUGUGUGAGAAAUAACCUUGAGGUAGCUUUAGAAAAUAUUUCUUUGAGACCUUUAAGAGAAAAGCAAAGUGCAGCAUAAAUCUUUCAGUCGUUUUAGAAGAGACAUUCCUUUCCCUUUGCUCCAUUCCUCCCUCCCCUUCUGACCUGAGCUUAGGGUCUUGGUGAUGGAGCACGAUACCUGUGUUACUGCCCCAUACAACCCAUUUAGUCAUGUCACACUUUUGGAACUAGAUUUAAAUUAAGCAGAAAUCUAUUUAUUGUGUAAAGUUGGCAGAACUUCUUUGCUGCUAACUAAUAAAGAAGUUUUGCAUUUUUGAGUUUGUUUAGUUUUACAGAGUCUAGAAGAAGGAAAAGCUGGUCAGUGCCUGGCCAAGCACAUGCAUUUUGUAUAGAAUAUAAGAGUUUGCCUUCUUUAGUAUGAAAAGAAUAAAUUUUAAAUGGAAAACACUGGUUUUACUUUCCAGGAAGAAAUACCAGGAAAUACUAAUAGUGCUUGUUGUUGUAUAUUCACAAACCUGACAUAGAUAAUAAUAAACAUUAGCCCUGAAAAGCCAUAACUGCAAUAAUUGUCUGUGUAGACUUCCCUCUGUAAGGGCGUAGCUUGAACAGUCUGUUGUCAUGGUGCUUUCAAAAUGAACUUUGAAGGCAAAAUUACUGUGUUCUCUGUCCACUGCUAGAAGGUUUCCAAGUAAAUGUGUAGUCCUAGAAAUGCAGAGGUGACGCUUAAAACCAGUCAAAUGCUCACUUUCCAGGUCUGUGUGACAAUGCUGUAGCAGUACAGUUGUUGAACUCGUGACUGGAGCACUCCUAAUACAUGUCUGCAUAUUCUGCAUCUCACUUCUGUUUGUGUUACAGUAACAAGCUUCUGUGUGAAACACUUUGUAUUUCAGCAUUCUCAGAAAUAAUUGGUUUAACAUAGGUUUCCGUCUUUAAGUGUAUUGACAAUAAAAUAAAAUAAAAAAACGUUCAUUAAAA